UUAAAGAGAAAGAAAUGAGUUCAAAGAAACCAUCAUAUACUUUUGCUCUUCUCUUAUCUCUUCUCAUUCUGGUCAUGCUCACUCUUUCAUCUCAAGUUAGAGUAGUCGAGGCUACAAGCCGCAUACUUGCAAAUGCAAGACCAAUCAUAUGGACUCCAGCAUCAAAGUCAUGUGGAGCUUUGCAUGCAUCGUGGAAGAAGUAUCGUGGACCUUGUAAACGUCCUAAAAGAACUCCAAGAACUGCUCCUGCUUCUUACAACUCUCCAUAAUAAAACCACAAGACACAGUUUUACUUCUCUUUGUUUUGGAAUUUUCGGGGGUUAAUGUGUUAUGUGACAAAAUUAAGUGUAUGGUUUUCUUAUUUUGUUUCCCUUCCGAAUGUUUGAAUUUAGUAUGUACUAUAAUUAGAUCAUAUAUGCAAGGAUACAAACUAUAUACUA
This is a messenger RNA of Capsella rubella, 440 nucleotides long. RefSeq lists its product as uncharacterized. NCBI's taxonomy places the organism in Eukaryota, Viridiplantae, Streptophyta, Magnoliopsida, Brassicales, Brassicaceae. The record is from RefSeq and is a predicted model, not a curated record. Bases 15 to 269 code for a protein of 84 amino acids. The transcript has 2 exons.